Messenger RNA from Oikopleura dioica, 654 nucleotides. Lineage: Eukaryota; Metazoa; Chordata; Appendicularia; Copelata; Oikopleuridae. The record is from the annotation of a GenBank genome assembly.
AUGCAAAGAUGGAUCGACACUCAUUUACAGAAACGCGGAAACCACUUCCUUUGCCGGGUCGAUGAAUGCUUCAUGACGGACAGCUUCAAUCUCACUGGACUCGCGGAAUGCAUCCCUAAUUUCCUCAACGUUCUACAGAGAAUUUUGAAUACAGAAUCAACCUCUGACGACAGCGAUUCCAAUCCUUCAGCAAGCUCAAAAAGCGAGAAAGAAGAAGAGAAAGAAUUGGCCGCUGAAACACUUUAUGGCCUUAUCCAUGCUCGAUUCAUUAUGACGAGACGAGGGUCGGACGAAAUGAAGGACAAGUUUUAUAAUAAUAUCUUCGGAGUUUGCCCUCGUGUCACUUGCGCGACAAGUCUCCUUCCAAUCGGCCUUUCAGACGCCCCUUGUGAAGAAAAUGUAAAAACCUACUGUCCGAUGUGCGACGAAAUCUUUGAAGCGAAAUCCUCCAAAGUUCGAGGUCUUGACGGCGCUUUCUUUGGAAUCAGUUUCCCACACAUGUUCUUCAUGAUGAACCCAGAAUGUCGUCCUGCAAAGAAAAAAUCUCAUGGCUGGGUACCGAAAUUGUUUGGCUUUCGGAUUCAUCCGUCUGCUUACCAAUCACAGGAACCUGAAGAGGAAACAAAAGACGAAAAUGAAGACAAGGAAGAAUAA